Molecule: messenger RNA, 1310 nt
Organism: Coffea eugenioides
Lineage: Eukaryota; Viridiplantae; Streptophyta; Magnoliopsida; Gentianales; Rubiaceae
Exons: 7
Coding region: 1-864 (287 amino acids)
Molecular function (GO): RNA-DNA hybrid ribonuclease activity; nucleic acid binding
Source: RefSeq, a predicted model, not a curated record
AUGGAAUUGGAAAGAUGCCUAGGCAGGAAUGCUACAUCAAAUGGUGGCCACCUCCAGAGGAUUCUGUGUAGGGAUGCCCCGCUGCCUACUAAUUCCCCCCGCCCCGCCCCGCUAGGAGGAAUUAUCAGAGAUGAGGCGGGUCAUUGGCUAGGAGGCUUCUCAGUGGGGCUAGGGACCGCUAGCAAUAUUCUAGCAGAGUUAUGGGCAAUCCUCAGAGGCCUACAGCUAGCCUGGGAGAAAGGAUACAGGAAAGUGAUUAUUGAAUCAGACUCCAAAGCAGGGAUGGGCUUGAUUGAGGUAGAUAGAGCAUGGGUUGGCUGGCUGCUACUGAUGUUGAAGAAUGUCCACAUGGAGGAGACUCACAUAAUAUGUUAUGAGACGCAGAAAUGGGGUUUACUGUCUAAAUAUGCAAAAAGGUUUAUCAAGGCUGGAGGAGUGAACCUGCGACAGGCUACCAUUGACAUGUGGAUGGAAUUUGCAGCUAAAAGAGGAGAUGUUGAUUCUCUAUGGAAAGUUGAGAAACUGAGAUCAGAAUCAAAGAAGCAGCAUACUCUUGCAAGCGGGUUUUCUUGUGCUAAGGGUUUUCUGCUUGAGAGCAAGCCUGAGAGUGCUGCUGCUGUCAUUGAAGAACUCAAUCAGAGUUUAUCUGAUGGAAAAAGGCAAGGCAUGCUAAGUCAACUUCAAAAGUUAGUUAGUGAGUGGCCUUUGGAGGUUAUGGAGCACCAAAAGAAGGAACACAAAAAGGAUGUCGCUGCUGCACUACAGAAAAGUAUUCCUGCCAUGAUUGUCAGUUUAUCAAGCAUCGGUGCAGAAGUAAAUGUAAAUCUUGAUGACUUGACCACAAAAGCAGGCAUUUUGAGUUGAAUAUUGAGGUCAAUGGUGUUCAAAUUGCAUGUGAAGUUGCCUGUUGCUCAAGAAGUGCUUGGUUUUCAUCAUGAACAGCAGUUGUAUUACUUCAUGCUUCCAAAGAAUCACAUCUGCGUACCUGGCCGUUGAACAGAUGUUACACGAGUAGGUGCUCAAUGGUGAAGCGUACUACUGAUCUUUGACUGCUUUUAGCAGACUUCCAAACUGCGUGCAAUUUUGCUUUCUCCAUACGCAACUGGUUUGAUAGUUAUGCAUGAAGUUAAUGUAACUGUUCAUCUUCUUGCUUUGGCGCCCUCCAGCCGGGCGGGGAAAUGUUAAGCAAGUGUAGUUUGCUCAGUUGAGAAACAUGCAGAAACUUGAAUACCCUGAUAGUUGAUUAGAGAAAGGAAGAGGAUUUGCCGUUUGCUCUACUGUUAACAACUGGUACUUGAGAUAGGAUAAAG